GGCGCCUCAUUCCAAAAUCUCGUCGCAUGGGAGCAAUUCAAGGAUCAUGCAUCAUGCCCUCCUCUUCACCGACACAGAUUUUCCACUUGCCACCAGUCCAGACAUGAACCGGAAGGGAGGGAGUACGAGGAAGGUUCACAGUCGCCGCACCCUGUAUUCCCAAACUUUCCGUUCCAGCGCGCACGGGGGCCAAGCAGGCGGCACGCACAGAGGGUGUUUGAUGAAAUGCCUCACCGAGCGAGCGGCUUUGUGGGGGUUGCGUUCAACUUGCGCCGCUUCAGUCGGCGUCAGGGUAGCGACAGCAGGACGGACGGAGCAAACCGAUUUCUCACCAAGAAAUACCUCAUCAAUGGAGAGAGCAAGCAAGUGGAGGUCUGUGCUCCCAUCUUCCUUUGUUUUACUACUCCCCUUCCUCAUCAACCUUGUAUGCCCCGGCUGGAAAUUCACGGAUGCAGGAGACACGCUCCUUCCUGGGCAAUCUGUAAAUGCUAGCCAGAUCCUGCUCUCAAACAAUGGUGUCUUCAAGUUGGGUUUCAACCCCAAUUUGCAAUAUUAUUAUCCCCGGUAUUGUGAUUUUGGCACCUGGUUCACUAACUCAUCGUCCCACGAUGAUUAUUCGCUGGUUUGGCAACCUGAUCUGGAAGCGACUUUUGAUUGCAAUUCAUCAUCAGCUACCUUAUCAGAGAACGGCACGCUACAUAUAACCGACAGCUUUGGUUCUGUCCUUUUGAACUUAGAUUACAGGACGACCACUUCUAUCUCUGCCAUUGCAGUGCUUCUUGAUAAUGGGAAUCUUGUAUUAAGAGACCAAGCAAACAGUUCGCAGGUGCUUUGGCAGAGUUUUGACGGCCCAACUGGUAUACUGCUCCCUGGAAUGCGCCUAGGGUCCAAUUCAAUCAUCGGCAAGAGCCAAGAGCAUGAUCCUUUUUUCUUCUCUGUAUGAUACUCAUAUGACAAAUUUUACUCUGACAGUGGAUGCAACAAGAAUGCGAGGUUUUAUUAUUCAGCAUAAUCCUUUUGGUUUAGUGUUUGCUGGUACUUUUCCUAGCUGGAUAGUUCGUGAAGAUGGAGACUUUGUUCUGACACUAAAUGACGCACAUACAUACAUGCGUUUAAAUGGCUCUGGAUUUGUUGAAUUUGCUAAGCAAGAGGCACGCAGUUCUGUUUUGUGGUCUGCUCCAGAAAGUUUCUGCGACUUUUGAGUCGUACUGUGGACCUUAUGGAAUCUGCAAAAGGUCAGGCCUCUGCAUAUGCCCUGCCGGUUUUGAUCCAUUAAGCACAACAUCAAGGAGUUCUCUUGGCUGUUCGAGGGAGGUUCCUAUGAAUUGUGAAGGAGACAAUUCAACUCAUCGAAAAGGGGUGUUUAACCCAAUAGAUGGCGUCUACAAGUUACCCAAGAAUUCUUGGCCCUCUAUUGCCAGAAAUCUGAAAGAGUGUGAAGCCUCCUGCUUAAAGGACUGUACCUGUACUGCCUUUGCUUACAAUGUGACAUGCCUGUUAUGGUUUUGGGAGUUACGGAACACGGUAGUGCUUGACUCUGGUUCAAAUGGCAAUCGUUUGUACAUACGUGUUGCCACCAAACAACAAGAUGGACAUUUGGGUUUCAGAGCUGCUCCUCUCUUUCUAACGGCAAUGGCCACGUUAACCAUCAUUGUUUUGGUCAUUGGUCUGACUGUUUUGUGGAGAUGCAGAACAAAGUUAUUCAGAGCAAGAACUGUGUAUGAAAACGGAAGCCUUGUGGUCUUCUCAUUUGCACAAAUAAAGAACUCAACAAAAAAAUUCUCUGAAAAACUCGGAGAAGGUGGUUUCGGCUGUGUUUUCAAGGGGACAUUGCCAGGUUCUGCUGUAGUGGCCGUCAAAAGGCUAAAAUGCCUUAGGCAAGGUGAGAAGCAGUUUCGAGCAGAGGUGCAGACCAUUGGGAUGAUUCAACACAACAAUCUUGUCCGUCUACUUGGAUUCUGUGCUGAUAGCAGUAGCAGGUUAUUGGUGUAUGAGUACAUGGAAAAAGGUUCUUUAAACUCACAUCUCUUCUGCAAGGAUUCUGCAAAACUGAGCUGGAAACUGCGGUACCAUAUAGCACUUGGAACAGCAAGAGGCCUGGCUUAUCUGCACGAGGAGUGCAAGGAUUGCAUUAUACACUGCGACAUGAAGCCGGACAAUGUACUUCUUGAUGCACAGUUCUGUCCCAAGAUUGCCGACUUUGGUAUGGCGAAGCUUCUUGGUCGAGAUUUCAGUAGGGCCCUGACAACAAUGAGAGGGACCAUCGGAUACCUUGCACCGGAGUGGAUCUCAGGGCUGCCGAUCACACACAAGGCUGACAUCUACAGCUAUGGAAUGAUGCUUUUUGAAAUCAUAUCAGGGCGAAGAAAUGCGGAGAAAAUUAAAGAAGGGAACUUUACUUACUUUCCCAUCUUUGCUGCAGUCAAGCUGCAUGAAGGGGAUGUUAUGUGCCUGUUGGAUAGAAGGUUGGAAGGCGAUGCGGAUGUGGAGCAGCUGAGCAGAGCUUGCAGAAUUGCAUGUUGGUGCAUUCAAGAUGCUGAAGAUCAUAGGCCAAUGAUGGGGCAAGUUGUUCAGAUGCUAGAAGGUGUUCUGGAUGUCGAAUUACCUCCCAUUCCAAGGUCACUGCAGAAUUUUGUGGGUAUGGAGGAUUGAUUGCAGUGGCUCUACAGGCCUGUACUGUCUCUGAAAGACUAAAAAAGCUAUUUCUAUCUGUCCAAAUCUAUGUCAAGAAUUAAGUUUUCAGAGUUAUGUGUAUUUUAUAUUCUCUAAACUACGCUUAUGCCCUAUUCUGCCAAGGUUGUGAACUGCAAUUUGCUAUCAUUAUAGACUUGUCAUCACUUGUU
This is a messenger RNA of Triticum dicoccoides, 2843 nucleotides long. RefSeq names its product G-type lectin S-receptor-like serine/threonine-protein kinase At2g19130. Bases 1117 to 2652 code for a protein of 511 amino acids. Gene Ontology annotation, molecular function: ATP binding; protein kinase activity. Lineage: Eukaryota; Viridiplantae; Streptophyta; Magnoliopsida; Poales; Poaceae. Gene Ontology annotation, biological process: protein phosphorylation. The record is from RefSeq and is a predicted model, not a curated record. The transcript is spliced from 2 exons.